AUGACGCCAUCGGAGUCGCAUGUUGUAGCCGCGUGGACCUGGAAAACUGUAUUCGCUUCGUAUCCAACUUUCAUCCCGCUCUUCAAUUUACGCACACAAUCUCUGACACUGAACUCUCUUUUCUCGAUAUCACGUAUUUACUACAGGGACACUGACACCCACACCUAUCUUCAUCAUCAGUCCUCACAUCCCAGCCACUGUAAAAAAGGUCUUCCUCGCAGUGAACUCUUGGGACUUCGCCGUCUGUGUUCUGAACACUCAGAUUUUCUGGAAAAGGGCGGUGAAAUGGUGUCUUUCUUUGAACAACGUGGAUACUCCCCCGCCUGUUUACAGAACGAUCUCCAGGCCAUCCGACGGUUAGACCGGGCUGGUGUACUAAAUAAUCACAAGCCCUCUAAUCAAAGAUCAGAAAGGAUUUCUUUGGCUCUUACUUACCAUCCUUUAAACGAAAGAAUCAAGAGAAUCCUACUUCGUAAUUUCAACAUCUUGUCGAGUGAUCCUGAAACCAGAGCAGUCUUUCCGCAGCCACCGCUGGUCGCCUAUCGCCUCCGCGAUAUCCUCGUGCACACUUUGGAAAGCAGCCAAUCCAGUUUUCAGGCGGGUACAUCUCCGUGCUUACACGCUCGCUGCUGCACUUGCCAUUACAUUUCUAGCGACACUAGUGUCCGUGGCCCUCAAAACUCUUUUGUCAUCAAGAAGGCGUUCUCUUGCCAAACGUCUAGCUUGGUCUACUGCAUCUCCUGUCGCCGUUGCCCUGCCCUCUAUAUCGGCGAAACAGGGCGUACUUUAAGACAAAGUUUUGGCGAACACCUUCGGAGCAUUGAAAAGAACUUGCCGGGGUUUCCUGUGGCUAAACAUUUUAACACGGCUGGUCACUCAAUCGACGACGCGUUGGUUCGAGGAAUGAUGCUCUCUGUAGAUAACGCGCAACGGAAGCGCCUGGAAAUGCGACUGAUAUUUCAACUUGGCACCAGUCAGCCCCGCGGUUUAAACUCCGACUUCCGUUUCCUCUAG
Messenger RNA from Porites lobata, 1014 nucleotides. The record is from the annotation of a GenBank genome assembly. NCBI's taxonomy places the organism in Eukaryota, Metazoa, Cnidaria, Anthozoa, Scleractinia, Poritidae.